AUGGAGCCUUCCCAGAGUAGCUCUUCCGAGCUACUAUCACAGUCUUCGUCGAGGGAGUUGGUGCGCCCCACGGACGACUCGGAGUUGUCGUUGCUGUCGCACUGGACGAGCGUAGUCUUCAAUUGGACGUAUUCUCUAGUGAGAGAGGACCCUUUGGUGAACCACGCACUACAGCUGUCCCCACCUGAGGGCUGUUCGGACUGUCAUCUGACGAAAAAAUUGUGUACCUGCACGCAGUGCGGAGUAUGCCGUGGCACGGUCCGACGCGGUACGCGACACCACUGCCGUCGCUGCUGGCGUCCCGUCUGUCAUCGGUGCUGGCCCAGGCCCCGCCACAUCCGAGUCCUGGAGAAGCCCGUGCCGGUGUGUGACACCUGCGCCGUUCCCUGGGCCCUCGCCAGCCUGACAAAGCGAAAGGCCGACCGGCUUUUCUGGGGCCUGUAUAUCCUGUCCCGAGCGGCUGAGAUGCCAUGCCUUUGUGUGGACCCGAGCUGCUGUGUCCUGACGUAUCUGGCAACAUGCUACGCGUGCGGUGGUCCAACCGUGAUGACUCAACCUCAUCUUACGCGUGUAAUAGCAUCCGGCGUGCCGCAGUUGAUGUCGAUUGAUCGGGUGUUGCUUUUGGACAUUCACAUGUCCACCCUUCGCUCCCGAACAGUUGACGCAUACCCACCUGAGGAGGUGGAGCGCUGCUUUCGUACCUAUUUCAGAAACUUUGAGGAUGCAACCAGUUUUGAAGGGGUCACGUCCACACAGCAGGCACAGGAUAUACUGCUGGGUCUAGUGUGCACUGACAUUUCGUAUGAGUACAAGAGAGCACCCAAUAUUAGCUUAACCCUGUCCGACAUUCCGUACGCGCGCUUGCUGAAGAUAAAUUUAUCCCAACCCCGUUACACCAUCAUGGAGGCUCCUGGUAAAGUUAAGUUUAUCUCCUUCCCAGGUACACACGACUGGCGCACCUUCUGGAUAAACUUCAAUUCUUCGCAAACUUCAAAGGCGUUGUGGCUUCCGUUGGUAGAAGGUAUUGCUGUACCUGCCGUCGGGGUCGACAAUGACAGAAAUGAUCAUCGUCCACCAGUUUUCGUGUGCGGGUCCAUGUGUAAAGUAUGGGAGUAUAAGGUUCACAGUGGGUUUGCGCAAGAAGCGAAGGAGGUGGGCUUUUCUCUCGACCCCCUCGCGAAGGAUCUCCAGAAUGGCUAUCGACUGGUACUUACGGGGCACUCGCUGGGCGGCGCCGUAGCGCAGCUUCUCACUCUCCAGCUUCUUGAUCAAUAUCUGGAGAUGGGUGCGGUGGAGCCGCCGCGCAUUCUGUGCGUCACCGUUGGAGCCCCACUGAUCGGUGAUUAUCAACUCGCCAUGCGGGUGGAGCGCAAUGGUUGGGCGCACUACUUCCAUAACAUCGUCUACCGUUCUGAUAUCGUCCCACGGCUGACCUGUGGAAACGAGCUCACGUGGAAGAUGGCGACGCAGGUUCUAGGGCGUGCGUCUCAGAUUUGUCAAGGCCUGCGGAACUGGUUUUCCUGGAGACGAAACGAUGCCCAGGUGCCCGCAGGCACAUCACACGGCGUUGCUCCCGGUUCUAACAACAGCAGUGAGGCGCUUGAUCCCGUUGCCAGCCCCAAUACACUACGAGCUGACUCUGUGGGUAGGGAGUCUGCGGUAAGUGUUGAUGAAGGACAGGUUGCUGCUAGUAAUGACCUCCGUUUAGUUGAGUAUGUGGAUAAAACGAUCCGGAUAGGGCGAGAUGUUCUGGCAGAGGAUGAAGAGCCACCGCGUUCGUCGAUGAACAUGGCUUCGAGCGUAGGCGCUUCGUCUGCUGUGGCGCCUGGGAUCGUUGGGGAGGACCACCGUGUGCAUCGUCGCUAUGCUUGCUUUGGUCGGUAUCACUUCUUCGAGUACCGCGCCGAGGGCUACUUCUCGACGAUCGACUCUGAGACCUCCUUUGGGCUGCUCAAGAGUGGCUGCGACGCCGAGACAGUGGCUCUGCAGGAUCACACUAUGGCCUCUUAUAACCGAUGUAUAAUGCUGCGUCUUUGUGGGAAAAGAAAGGAUAUGCAAAAGCAACUUCCGAUCGAGACAUAUGACACUUAA
Phytomonas sp. EM1 is the source of this 2091-nucleotide messenger RNA. NCBI's taxonomy places the organism in Eukaryota, Euglenozoa, Kinetoplastea, Trypanosomatida, Trypanosomatidae. The record is from the annotation of a GenBank genome assembly.